GUUUGAACAGUUGAUCGUGUAGCUUCCUGUUUGUAGGAGGACGGACACAGUAACGUAGCUCUGCUGAUCACGCCUGCCUCGUGUUGUCUGUAUAAAGUCUCUGACUCUGAGACUCUUCUGCACUCGUCGUUCAGUGAACAUUGUGUUCCUCUGCUACGUCUGCGUCCAUCAUGAAGCUCCUCAGUGUGGUUCUCCUUCUGCUUCCACUCUCGCUCUGUUUGGCUGUAGUCGUGGAUGAUUUUACUGAGAGCUGUCCAGGGUUCUUCGCUAAUCCGUAUCAUGUCGUUUCUCCUCCUACGGGUUUUACUGGGACUCAGUAUAAACGGAUCUGUCAAACUCUAAAUAAUAAAGCUGAAUUCGCGACACUUUAUGACACGACGUACAGGAUCCCAGUUUACUCAGCAUACAGGUUUACCGGACUAAUGAAGUGUAACAGAUUGGACAAGUGGCAUACUGAACCUGAGCUGGAAGUUGGAAUGCAGGAUCAAAACCAGAAAACUUGUCUAGUUAAUCAGGCUGAGAACGGAGAUUAUAAAUAUUCUGGCUAUGAUAGAGGACACCUGGCUCCAGUUUUCCUUGCCACCUCACAGAACUGUGCUGAUGCCACCUUCACGCUGACCAACGCUGCGCCACAGGCGGCAAUGUUCAACCGCAAUACGUGGAUGAGGACAGAAAAAAGCAUGAAUGACACACUGACCAAAUCUUGCCUUAAUGUAGGCCUGAGUGCAUUUGUAGUAACUGGGGUUGUGCCGGGUACUGGUACGUUGAAAAAUGAAGGUAGAGUGCGAAUUCCCAGUCACUUCUGGAUGGCAUUCUGCUGCCUCGAUAACAAUAAUAUAUCCAAACACUCAGGUGCAUAUAUUGGAGAAAAUAUAAAUAAUGCUAAAGUGGACAAUCUGGACAGGCAGGUACUUGAGAAUCGAUUAAACAGUCUGUAUGGGAGAACUGUCACUUUGUUUGGUGGUCGAUGUUAGAUGCAGAAUAUGGAGAAAAGCGUGUACUAUCUGUGUUAACACGGCUGUAUCGGGGACAUUUCUGUAGCAUCAUACCUCCUUUUAAUUUCACUUUGUUUCCUCGACGACGCGACAGUUUCAAACAGAAAAUAAAACAAUAGAAGAGCAAACAGCUGGAAAGGGGAAACACGCCGCACGAAAGCGUCAAAAGCAGUAACUGUGUUGAACUAGUGGAACGUCCGAGUGUUGAAUGGUUUCAGCGUCUGUCCUGUAUGUUUCCCAUUCAGUGGAACAACUUCUACACACAUACACUUAAAAAAAUGAAAACUAAUCAGAAAUCACUCAUGUGUUGAUUGACAUGUUGUUGUACUUUUAAUCAGUUUAUUUCUGUCACUAAAUUGGGAUCAGAUCAUUUAUUAUUAAUCACUGAAUUGCAGUUUGAUUUUCUGCAGAAUUCGACAUCAAUAAAGAGCAUCCAAUUAAA
This is a messenger RNA of Ictalurus punctatus (channel catfish), 1437 nucleotides long. RefSeq names its product endonuclease domain-containing 1 protein. NCBI's taxonomy places the organism in Eukaryota, Metazoa, Chordata, Actinopteri, Siluriformes, Ictaluridae. Bases 171 to 974 code for a protein of 267 amino acids. The record is from RefSeq and is a predicted model, not a curated record. The transcript is spliced from 2 exons. Gene Ontology annotation, molecular function: hydrolase activity; metal ion binding; nucleic acid binding.